Messenger RNA from Anolis carolinensis (green anole), 3513 nucleotides. It is a transcript of the gene mmp17, whose product is annotated as matrix metallopeptidase 17. The transcript is spliced from 10 exons. Gene Ontology annotation, biological process: collagen catabolic process; proteolysis; extracellular matrix organization. Bases 121 to 1851 code for a protein of 576 amino acids. NCBI's taxonomy places the organism in Eukaryota, Metazoa, Chordata, Lepidosauria, Squamata, Anolidae. Gene Ontology annotation, cellular component: extracellular matrix. Gene Ontology annotation, molecular function: metalloendopeptidase activity; zinc ion binding. The record is from RefSeq and is a predicted model, not a curated record.
CUCCUCCCCCUCCCCUGACGCUGAGGCGAAGCAGGGCUCAAAGGAGAAGCAGCGCCGGCCUCGUCUCGCUUCUCCUCAGAGCUCCGCCGCCUCUCCUCGCAGGAGACCGGGAAGGAAGGAAUGUCCCCGCCGGAGAUGCUCCUGCUCCUCGCCUUUGCCUCCAUGACGCCCAGGAGCCACGCGGCCCCCGCCGACGACGACGACGCCUCCUCAGGAGCCGAUUGGCUGACAAGAUUUGGCUAUUUGCUGCCUCCAGAUCCAAACACAGGACAACUGCAGACACAAGAAGAACUCGCCAAAGCCAUUAUGACCAUGCAACAGUUUGGAGGUCUGGAAGCCACGGGAAUUCUAGAUGAAGCCACGUUGAAAUUGAUGAAGACCCCCAGAUGCUCUCUUCCUGAUCUUUUGCAAUCUGAGGCAAGGACGUUGCGACACACACCGGCUGUGACCAAGUGGAACAAAAGGAACUUAUCUUGGAGAGUGCGAACUUUCCCCAAGGAAUCUCAUCUAGGCCAUGACACAGUUCGGGCUCUUAUGUACUAUGCAUUGAAGGUAUGGAGCGAUAUUACACCUCUGAAUUUCCAUGAAGUAGCAGGCAACAAUGCCGACAUCCAGAUUGACUUUUCCAAAACUGAUCACAAUGAUGGAUACCCCUUUGAUGGCCCCGGGGGCAUGGUGGCACAUGCCUUUUCCCCAGGGGAACACCAUGCUGCUGGAGACACACAUUUUGACGAUGACGAAUCUUGGACUUUCCGAUCAUCAGAUGCCCAUGGGAUGGACCUGUUUGCUGUGGCGGUCCAUGAAUUUGGCCAUGCCAUUGGCUUAACCCAUGUCUCUGCUAUUGAAUCGAUCAUGAGGCCCUAUUACCAAGGCCCUGUUGGGGAUCCCCUGAAAUAUGACCUGCCUUAUGAAGACAAAGUUCGGAUCUGGCAGCUGUACGGAGUUCGGGAGUCUGUGUCCUUAACAGCCAAACCUGAGAUAUCGAAAACAAAUGAUCAGCCCGUCUUGCUGGACUUGCCAGAGAAUCGUUCCACCAACCCGCUCAGACGAGAUGCGCCAAACAGAUGUAACACCCACUUUGAUGCAGUGGCUCAGAUUCGAGGAGAAGCUUUCUUCUUCAAAGGGAAAUACUUCUGGAGAUUGACUCGCAAUAAGCACCUGGUCUCCCUCCAGCCAGCUCAGAUCCAUCGUUUCUGGCGGGGAUUGCCUCUCAAUUUAGACAGUGUGGAUGCCGUGUAUGAAAGGAUCCAUGAUCAUAAGAUUGUAUUCUUCAAAGGAGACAAAUACUGGGUGUUCAAAGACAACAACGUGGAAGAGGGUUAUCCUCGACUCAUCUCAGAUUUUGGCUUGCCACUGGGAGGGAUUGAUGCUGCCUUCUCCUGGGCCCUCGACGACAAGACAUAUUUCUUUAAAGACCAUCUCUACUGGUGCUACAAUGAGUACGAGCGGAGGAUGGAGCCUGGCUAUCCACUAGAGACCACUUUGUGGCAGGGGAUCCCCAACAGGUUGGAUGAUGCCACGCGAUGGUCUGAUGGGGCAACUUACUUCUUCAAGGGGAAGGAAUACUGGAAAGUCAUGGACAGCAACUUGGAAGCUGAGCCAGGCUACCCGCAAUCCAUUGCCAGAGACUGGUUGGUGUGUAGUGACAUGCAGGCUGAUGCCCCUGCGCCAGCAGAAAGCACAAGAACCAGGCAACACGCCAAGCAUGACGAAAGCCACUCGAAGAUUGAGGUCUGUUCCUGCACCUCUUCCUCUCCCAACCCUUUCUGGCCCCAUUCAUUGCAAAGACUCAUCAUAAACCUCCUGUUGGCCAGCUUCUGGACAGUCGUUUGGGCUCGUAAACCAUUAUGACAAAGAGCAUCGUAUGGACCGGAGGACUCUGAAGUGAUUCAGGGAUGCAAGAAGAGACGUGGACACAAACACGUGAAAAAAAAAAAUCCGGACUACAACAUUGUUAAAAAGAUGACACAAAGGAACAUAAGAUUCUCCAUGAGAAAUUAAGUGUGGCUUUGUUUUAUUUUUUUACCUUGUUUAAUUUUUCCCCCCUGUUCGGUGUCUUCUAGCGUUCUUUCAUGUUGAUGGACUUCAGCAGUAGAAUCGGUGGGUUUCUCACUCUUUUUCUCUCUUCUCACUCGGCUGCCGAGAUAUUUCAAGGGGUUCCUCGUUUCACUUUGAGCACAUCAAAUACAGACACAGAGCUUAGCGGGGUUUGGCUAGAGCAAAAGAGAAAUCUGUCUCUGCUCUUAUCCCUCCUGGGGGACAGUGACAAUUCCCGAACCCAGGAGAAGGAGGAAUAUGACACACAGAAGCAUCAGAAAUAUCAAAAACCAUGUUUCAUGCUUAUAGCUACACAAGCCAUUCUGGGUUUUCCCUCUAAUGAGCAAUGAUGAAGAACAGGGACAAGAACGAUAUUCCACAUGGCUGGGCAAUCAGGACCUUAUAAAACUACAACUCCCAUAAUUUCAUAGCAUUGAAGUGAUGUCAAACUGCAGUAAUUCUACAGUGUAGAUCAGUGGUUCCCAAUCUUUUUUUGACGAGGGAUCACUUUGACCAGGGACCACUCUCCAAUAUUAGUACCAAAAGGGUUAUGAAACAGUUUUUGGUCAAUUUUCAAUUUGGUUUGGUGCUGAUUCAGAAAAUUGCAUUGGAUAGACCACAUCAGCUCUAGUUUCUGAUACAGAACAUAUGCCAUCCAGGAGUAGCCAUCUGCUCACCCACAGAAAACAUAUUUAAUAAUCUAGAGCUGAUAUUAUUUUAUUUAUUUAUUUACAGUAUUUAUAUUCCGCCCUUCUCACCCCAAAGGGGACUCAGGGCAGAUCACAUUUCACAUAUAAGGCAAACAUUCAGUGCCUUGACAUAGGACAAUGACAAAGACAAACGCAGGCUCCGAGCUGGCCUCGAACUCAUGACCUCUUGGUCAGAAUGAUUGGUCUCAGCUGGCUGCAGCUGGCUGCUCACCAGCUUGCGCCACAGCCCGGACAUGGUAUAUGAUCAUAUGUGGUAUAUGUGUGCAUAUGCUCAGAAGGGGGUCUCAUGCAUUUUCUGGUUAACAGCUCUCUGUCCUUGAUUCAGUGACUGAUCUUUUGUAGCUAUUCCUGUCCUUGCAGUGGAUUGGUGUCUUUUCAUUGAAAUCAAUCCAUUCAAACAAAACAUUGGAAGAGUGUGUGAAAUAUUACCUGUCGGUGGGGGUGGGAGAAAAAAAAGAGAGGCAGAUAAGUGACAAAUUGCACUUAAGAGGAAAUAGAAUGCGAUUCUUGGGACAGAUUUUACCGAUCUGGCGAUUCCCACACCUCUGGGACUCCCACCAUUCCCGGGUGACAAUCAUUAUGGGCAUUGUAGUCCAUGUUGGGAGGUCGGGAUCAAGGUUUGAGGCAGACAGCUUUGGAAGCACCAAAGAAGCCCUUUGGAAGAAACCGAGUGCAAGCGUGUGUUCCUUUCAAAUCCACAGCGACACCUUCCAUGGCAUUCUCUGCAAAUGUUUGUAAUGUAAAUAAUUAAAUAAUUUAAAUUAUU